Messenger RNA from Condylostylus longicornis, 4872 nucleotides. It is a transcript of the gene trpl, whose product is annotated as transient-receptor-potential-like protein. Bases 1086 to 4508 code for a protein of 1140 amino acids. Gene Ontology annotation, biological process: calcium ion transmembrane transport; regulation of cytosolic calcium ion concentration; manganese ion transport. Gene Ontology annotation, cellular component: cation channel complex; membrane. Gene Ontology annotation, molecular function: store-operated calcium channel activity; inositol 1,4,5 trisphosphate binding; protein binding. The record is from RefSeq and is a predicted model, not a curated record. NCBI's taxonomy places the organism in Eukaryota, Metazoa, Arthropoda, Insecta, Diptera, Dolichopodidae. The transcript has 14 exons.
AAAUAACACAUUUAAAUUUAAUAUAUGUAUUAUCAAAAACAACUGACAAUUAUUAUAAAAUAUUAAUCACAUAAGUUAAGAAUAAUGGUGCAAAUGCACACUAAAUAAAUAGGAACGUUAAAAAUGGCAAAAUUUACUAAUGGCACUUAUUUAUUUGUUAUAAAUGAAAAACUAUAUAAUAAAAUAUAAUCAUAAUAUUAUUAACUUUAUCAAUUACACACAACCACUUUAUAAAGGAACUAAACUAAAUAAAAAUAUAAACAUAACCAAUCCAUUAUGUGAAGAAGAAAAUUUUUCCAUUGUAAAUUAAAAACAAAAUUAUGAUUUAUGCGACGAGAAUCUUCUAUAUUUUGGCAAAGUGUACAUUUCUGUAUUACAUACAAUUGUAUAUGUAAAAAGUGUAAUGAGAUGAAAAUUUUGCUAAGAAAAUUUCUAUAAAAAACAGCAAAUUAUUACAUUAAUCUAUAUUGUAUAUAAGAAAAUGUAUUUAAUUAGAAUUAGAUCUAUGUAGCUGCAAAUAUGCUGACUGGAAAAAAUUUACCUAUGCUUAUAGUUAAAAUAAGCUUAAAUAUUAAAUAAGAUGGAGUUGAUGGAAAAAAUAAAGAAGAAGUUUAAAUUUUUACAAUGAUUUCAUCUUAGCUACAGGAGCAACAAUUACUUGAUCUUUUCUUCUAAAAAAUCAUUUAAAAGUUUAUAAAUAGCCAACUAUUUGCAGUUUAUAAUUGACAAGAAGAAUUGAUAAUUAUAAAGUGAAUUCAUUUAAUAUAUAAGGGACUUUUUAAAAUUGUUAUACUGAAUACACUUUAUAUAAUAUUAUACCUGUACUAUAUUAAUAUAAGCACAACAUUUAAUGUAUACAAAAAUAAAAGAGCAGUUCUACAUUAAAAUAUCUUUUGCAUUCUAAUAUCUUAUGCUCUUGAUGUUGAACAGAUGAAUAUUGAAUUAAGUUGAGAUCAUGUUGAAUAAUCUUCCAAUACGCAUUACCAAAUUUAUAUUGAUGUUAUAUUGUAGGAUAUAUAAAUUAAAAUUAGCAUUGGAAGCAGUUAUCAUAUAAUGUUAUACAAAAAAAAAAAUAUGAAUUUUAAAUGGAAGAUUUAAUAAAGGUGGGGCUACAAAUAGAGGCUCCAACUCCAAUACCAUCAGAUAAUAUAAUUUUCAAUGGAAAAACUUUAAUAAGUUUACCACAACCUCUAACAUUAGAGGAGAAAAAAUAUUUAUUAGCUGUGGAGCGCGGUGAUUUGGCAAAUGUUAGAAGAAUUAUACAGAAAGCAAUUAGAAAACAACAUCUUAAUAUCAAUUGUAUGGAUCCAUUGGGAAGACGUGCAUUAACAUUGGCAAUUGAUAGUGAAAAUCUUGAAAUGGUUGAAUUAUUAGUUGUUAUGGGUGUUGAAACUCAAGAUGCAUUAUUGCAAGCGAUAAAUGCUGAAUUUGUUGAAGCUGUAGAAUUAUUACUUGAGCACGAGGAAUUAAUUCAUGUCGAAGGUGAACUGUAUAGCUGGCAAAAAGUUGAUCUGAAUACAUCAAGAUUUACCCCAGAUAUAACACCUCUGAUAUUAGCUGCUCAUAAGAAUAACUAUGAAAUUUUAAAGCUUUUAUUGGAUCGUGGUGCUGCAGUACCAAUACCACAUGAUGUUAGAUGUGGCUGUGAAGAAUGUAUUAGAAUUUCAAAAGAAGAUCCACUAAGAUUAUCUUUAGCUCGUGUUAAUAUGUAUCGUGCUUUAGCAAGUCCAUCAUUGAUUUCAUUAACAUCAGCUGAUCCUGUAUUAACAGCAUUCAAAUUAUCAUGGGAUUUAAGAACAUUAGCUUUUACCGAACAGGAAUGCAAAAAUGAAUAUUUAGAAUUACGUUAUCAGUGCCAAAAAUAUGCAGUAAAUUUACUUGAUCAAGUACGAAAUUCAAAUGAAUUAGCUGUGAUUUUAAAUUAUGAUCCGGAUGCGCCACCAUAUGUUUAUGGUGAUCGUAUGACAUUAAAUCGACUCGAAUUAGCAAUUAAAUAUAAGCAGAAAAAGUUUGUGGCUCAUCCAAAUAUACAACAAUUAUUGGCGUCAAUUUGGUAUGAAGGUGUACCGGGAUUUCGACGUAUGAAACUUAUAGAUAAAUUAUUAACAAUUGUUAAGGUGGCUGUGUUAUUCCCAUUAUAUUGUGCAAUGUAUAUGAUUGCUCCAAAUUGUCAAACUGGGAAGUUAAUGCGAAAACCAUUUAUGAAAUUUUUAAUUCAUGCAUCAUCAUAUUUAUUCUUUUUAUUUGUCCUUAUUUUGGUAUCACAGCGAGCUGAAGAUGAUGUUAUAAAAAUAUUUGGUACUAAAGACAUGAAACGUAAUUUAGAAGAAGAAAUGAAACAGAAUCGUGGCAAAGGUCCAACUAGUCUUGAAGUACUAGUAUUACUAUAUGUUUUUGCAUUUGUAUGGGAGGAAAUACAGGAAGUUUAUAUGCAAGGAAUAAGAAAUUAUUUACGUAAUAUGUGGAAUAUUAUUGAUUUUAUACGAAAUUCACUAUAUAUGAGUGUGUUUGUAUUAAGAGUAUUCGCAUAUAUUCAGCAAAGAACUGAAAUAUAUAGAAAUCCGACAACAGCUUAUACACCAAGAGAAAGUUGGGAUGCAUUUGAUCCACAAUUGAUAGCAGAAGGAUUAUUUGCAGCAGCAAAUGUAUUUUCAGCUUUAAAAUUAAUUCAUUUAUUUUCGAUAAAUCCACAUUUGGGACCAUUACAAAUAUCUUUAGGUCGAAUGGUUAUCGAUAUUGUGAAAUUUUUUUUCAUUUAUUCUCUAGUCUUGUUCGCAUUCGCAUGUGGUUUAAAUCAAUUGCUUUAUUAUUUUGCUGAUUUAGAAAAAAGUAAAUGUUAUAGUUUAUCAAAUGGUGAAGCUGAUUGGAUUGGUAAUUCUGAUGCAUGUAUGAAAUGGAGACGUUUUGGAAACUUAUUUGAAUCAUCACAAUCAUUGUUCUGGGCAAGUUUCGGUAUGGUUGGAUUAGAAAAUUUUGAACUAGAAGGAAUAAAAGCGUAUACUCGUUUCUGGGGAUUAUUAAUGUUCGGUUCAUAUAGUGUGAUUAAUGUGAUUGUACUGUUGAACCUUCUUAUUGCAAUGAUGUCAAAUUCAUAUGCAGCAAUUGUGGAACAUUCUGAUACUGAAUGGAAAUUCGCAAGAACAAAAUUAUGGAUGAGUUUCUUUGACGAUAGUCCCACAUUACCUCCACCAUUCAAUAUAUUUCCAUCUGUUAAAUGGAUUAUUAGAAUAUUUAGGAAAUCGAGCAAAGAACUUGCAAGAAAGAAGUCUGAGAAAAGACGUGAAGCUGAACGUGAGAAUCAGUAUAUAAAUAUUAUGAGAGCACUUGUUUGGCGUUAUGUAUGUGAUCAGCAUCAUAAAUUGGAAGAGUCUGCAAUAACUGAAGAUGAUAUCAAUGAAGUUAAAAACGAUAUUUCUACAUUGAAAUUUGAGUUAUUAGAAAUUUAUAAACAGAAUGGAAUGGAUAUAUCGUGUGCAUCACAGAAAGAACAACCCGUUCGUGCUAAGCGUGCUAAGGAAUGGGAACGACGUUUAAUGAAAGAUUUUCAAGUAUCUUUGAUUACUAGAGAUGAUGAAGAAAAUAAGGAAAUUGAUAUGAAUGUUUUAAAUUUAAAACAAGAAGCACCACCAAAUGAAAAUCCAAAGGAGAAAUUUAUAAGAGUUGCUCGUAUGGUUGCCCAAGAAACAGUAGCUCAUAAAUGGAAUACUGUUUUAAAUAGUGUUUCUAAAGAUUCUCAAAUAGGACGUUGUUGUAAUGAAGAAAGUUUCCAAAGUCAAAUGAAUUUACAGAAGGCAAUUGAUGAAGCUCAAAGAAUGAUUUUAACUACCGAUCCAAAUCAUUCUGAAAAUACAAGUCCAGUUGAAUUUCAUGAUGAAAAAUCAAUUACAUUAUUAGGUUUAAUAAAUAAAUUCUCUGAAGAAGUUGGAAGUGCUGUUAAUCGUAGUACAUCAAAAUCGAAAAAAGAUGAAAAAAGAAAUUUAAAUCGUGAAGAAAGUAAAGAUUCUAAUACAGGAAAAAUUAUUAUGUCAAAAAAUACUACUGCAAAAACAGUUGGUGAAUUAAUUCGUUCAAUUUCACCAAAUCCAUCAAAUUAUAAAGAUUUACAAAGAUCAAUGUCACCACCAAUAUUAUCUGAUAAAAUGGCUUCAGCAUCUGGUUAUCAAAAAGUCAAUGGAUCUACAGUAAUUAAAGGUAAAAAAGAGAUUGAAAUUGUCUUAUCACCCGUUGAACUAGAUAAUAAGAAAAAUGGAACAGGGAAAACAGAUUUAAAAACAAUGAGAAAAGCUCCACCACCACCACCAGGAAAUGAUAAUACAUUAAAAAUCAAUGAGAAUAGAUUAAGUGGUGCACGUUCACCAGAAAUUCGUUUUUUAACAUUACAUGAUAGCAGUGAAAAUUUGGUACAACGUGACACAGAUUCUGAUAUUAGUUCAAUAGGACCAAGUAGUCCAAGACCAGGUGGUAAUACUGGUAGUGAUGCUAAUAGCAGAAGAAAGGGUUGGUUAUAAAAAAAAAUAUGAAAAAAAAAAAAAAACAAUUUAAAGAAUUCUUUAUUUGAUAUUUGUUAGUUAAAAUUUACAUAUAUGAAAUUUAUUAUAAAAAUCUAUAAAAAAAAAUUAGAUCUUACUUUAUAUAGCUACAAGUUAAGAAUCAAAAGGCCUUCAAACAUUUAAUAAAUAUUUCUAAAUGUAAUUUAAUUUUAGAAAGAGAUUUUUAAAUUUAUAUUUAUUUACAUACGUAUAGUUAAAGAAAUCAAUAAACUUGUUUAUUACUAUGGAAUUUAUAACAAAUUAUACCAAACUCAUUAAUUGUAUAAGAAUAAAAAUUGGACUUUAACAAAAAGACUUGUUAAAGAUGUUGGAUAAAAAAGAA